UUGCGUUGCGUGUUUUUUCUUCAUCCGUGACUGAUGCAAGCUAUUCUGCAAAGCCCAGAGCUGUGUGUACCUGACUAGCGCUCGGGAAUGCGAAAAAACAUAGACACUCUGUUUAAAUCGUUGUUAUCUGGGGGAUAUUUCGUAAAAAGCCCCCUUGAAGGAGAGGCGGUAAGGUUUUUUUGUCUCUCUAUACCGUUGUUCACAACAACUGGCAAAGCGGAGAUGGACCUGCACAUUUUAGAUCACAGGCUCAAAGUAACUAGUAUCUGUAAGGACGGAUUGGUGAAUUUUACGCACCCACUAAUCAAACUCAUAUUUCUCCGGAAUAGGACGAGAUGCAAGUUCUUCAGCCUGACUGAGACCCCCGAGAAUUACACAGUGGUGCUUGAUGAGGAAGGAUUCUCAGAGCUCCCAUCCUCUGAGUUCCUGCAGGUUGAGGGCUCUACCUGGCUGCCACUCAACGUGGCGUCCAAUGGCCAGGCUUCCAGCAGCUCCCAGGCCGUGGGCGUCACCAAAAUCGCCAAGUCUGUCAUUGCCCCAUUGGCCGAGCAGCACGUGUCUGUCUUCAUGCUCUCCACCUAUCAGACUGACUUCAUCCUGGUGCGGGAGAAGGACCUGGCGGUGGUGGUGCACACCUUGGAGGAGGAGUUUAACAUCUACAGGGAGGUGGGUGGAGAAUCCGUACCUGUCCACAGCCAAGACGUGCGCAACGGUCUCCAGAAAAAUGGGAAAGAAGCCAUCCACCCCACGGUGCACCCAGUGCUGAGCCCACAGAACCGGUUCUGUGUCAUGAGUCUGGACCCGGACACCCUGCCUGCCAUCGCCACCACGCUGAUCGAUGUGCUCUUCUACUCCAACGGUCCGAAAGAGGGCUCUCCGCCCAACCAGGACCUGGACUGCAUAAAGUUCUUCUCGUUCUCCCUGAUCGAUGGCUACGUCUCGAUCGUCAUGGACACUGAAGCACAACGCCAGUUCCCUGCAGACCUGCUGUUCACCAGCUCCUCCGGGGAGCUGUGGAGGAUGGUGCGCAUCGGGGGGCAGCCGCUCGGCUUCGAUGAAUGCGGUAUUGUGGCCCAGAUCUCCCAGCCGCUAGCGGACAGCGACAUCUCGGCGUAUUACAUAAGCACUUUCAGCUUUGACCACGCUCUGGUUCCUGAGGAGGACAUCAUCAGUGUGAUUGACAUGCUACAUCAGCAGAGGAACGAGCCGGCCUGUUGAGGGAAAAACUCCUGAGGAGAAUAAAAACCCCUACCCCCUCCCCUUGGAGCAGAGAGGGUCAGAUGGAGCUGUAGACACAACUUCUGUGCCUAGAACUAGCCCUGCAGCAAAAGCAGUAUUAUCUUUUUCACCAGUUGCCACGACCACCAAAGCGCUUCCAUGGAAGGUGCUGACCUGAGGAGCCUGUUUUUGAACCCCACCCCCAGCAUUUUGUUGGUGGUCGUGCUGUACUCGGAAGCACUGAACUUUUCUCGUUAUUUGAGUCUUCACUGCAGUGCACAGUGCUACGUCUGAGACUUUCAGCCAGGCCAUGGUGGAGCUCACGGUAAGGUUCAGAACCCACGAGAGCUAUGAGUUGGCCGGGAAAACUGUCUCGCCUCCAGGAGAGAAUUUGCUCAAAAUGUCAAUGCGCUCUACAGUCCACAGUCUUGGGCACUCCUGACUAAGUCAAAUCUUUGAGGAAAUUAAAACCUUUUACAAGUGCACAGUCUCAGAUAAAGCUAAAUAUCAUAAAAAUAUAGUAAAGUAAAGUAAAAGAAACAUGUUUAGUACCCAUUUCAUGGUCCCUUACUCUCAACAGGGACUUUUACAAGGGUUUGAAAUUAGUUUGUUCUUGAGGUGCAUUUUCCUUAGUAAUGACUUAAAAAAUGCAGCGUUUUGUACACAACCUCAUAAGCUUUUGUACAACUAUGACUCCCCAGUUCCAAAUUGUUGUAUGUUUACAUGCAUCUGGAAAAUAUGAUUUUGUUUGCCAGAGAUGACAUGAUGUUUUUCAGGUUAAAUAACUUAUUUUGAUGCUGCAUAUAUUUCCGUAAGCUCGAAAACAUGCAAGGAGAUUGCCUCCUUGUUCUUUUUUUCCUCACCCUGACCUACAAUUGUUUUUCUUUAAUUGUAACUUGCAUUACCAAAUAUAAUUAAAUUUCUUUGUAUAGGCAUACAUAUUACAUCCAUACAUGGCACUCUUUGAUUUGAGCCAUCAUACCUGUCACAUGGAAAAUAUUUGCUUCAUUAUUUGGAAACCAGAGCAAUCCUCUGAAUAAUUCCUUUUCCAAGUAAUCCCAAUGUUUCAUUUCUGGAUUGCUGCUGACAUUAGUUUACUGAUGAUUCUGCUAUUACCUGAGGUUUCAAGACUACUUAUAGAUUUUUUUUUUUGCCUGUGAACUGGGGUGAGAAGACAGAGUUUUUUUUUUUUUUAGUUUUUAAAAAAAAUUAUUAUUUUUAUUUUUUUUCCUUCCCUCUCCUAUUUCUUGUAGGCUAAAAGAAAAGUUGAAUUAUUAAAUAGUCAUCAGUAAUCUCUUUUUGGUACAACUACAUUUUUGUACAAUAACAUAGUAUUAUGUCAAAUAUUUGUAAAGUGCUGCUUUAUUCAAUAAAAAUAUAUAUCACAAAUAAAAAA
Conger conger (European conger) is the source of this 2614-nucleotide messenger RNA. It is a transcript of the gene castor1, whose product is annotated as cytosolic arginine sensor for mTORC1 subunit 1. Gene Ontology annotation, cellular component: cytosol. The transcript has 9 exons. Gene Ontology annotation, biological process: negative regulation of TORC1 signaling; cellular response to L-arginine. Bases 88 to 1218 code for a protein of 376 amino acids. The record is from RefSeq and is a predicted model, not a curated record. NCBI's taxonomy places the organism in Eukaryota, Metazoa, Chordata, Actinopteri, Anguilliformes, Congridae. Gene Ontology annotation, molecular function: arginine binding.